AUGGGAGCGCAAGAGUUACUAGAAAAGGAUCAGAAAGAAGGUAAGAAAAGCAAGCAAGAGCGAUCAGCCUUGCAGCCCUGGCAUGGGUGGGACGCGCCGGGCAGCUGCCUGGUUCUGCGGGGAGUGGGAAAUCGCUGCUCCGGGUUGUGCUGCGUGGCGCGGGCGCGGGCGCGGCCCCAGCUUCCUGCUCCUCGCUGUCCUCGGGGCAGGGACUGCCAGGCUGAGUCAGGGAGGCUUCGCGGUGACUCAGCACGGUCUGCACCAGCCUGCCCAGCCGGGCCCCGCCGCCGUGCUGGCAGGAGGGAGGAAUGCGUGGCCCGGGGCACGGCCGGGACGCGGGGCUGCCAGAGUAGCCUUCCCGGCCCUUUCCGCCGGUCCUGGCUUCCAGGAUUCGGGGCGAGGCGGGGGCGCGGGGGUCGGGGGGGAGAGCGGCCUCCUGCGGCGCCACCCACCCGCCUCGGAACGGACUGCGGAGCCGGCUGCGGGCCAGAGGAGGCCCGGCGCGCUCUCGUCGCUCGCGUUUGCCAGGUUGCCUGGGAAAAUACAACGAAACUCUUUAAACUGCUAUUCAUAAGGACGAAAUUUUAUACUGAAAAAUCCCAGGCUGAACUUAAGUCCGCGGCAGAGCCCAGCGCUCUGGCCUCGGUUGGGGUGAGCGGCCCUUCCAGCCCAUCUGCAGGCCUCGGCCUGCACCAGGAAGUAAAGCCGAGGUCGGAGCUGAAGCUCAGAUUUGCAAGAUACCAGGACUGAUUUUAAUGCAGAUCUGACAUUAGGUAUGUGCAACACCCUCGCAGAGGGGCCGGCAGAGUGAAAAUCAUGCAUGUGAGCAGGAAAGAGACCAGCCGGGCAGGUGCUCUUGUGACUGGGACAGAAGGGAAACGCAGAGUACCUCCAUGAAAGCGGGCACACAGGGCAGCAGGUGGGCAUCAAGGAAGGAGAAGAGGAGACCCGGGGAGGAGUGGACCAGGCUGAUGGCCUGGGUGCAGGGCUGCGCCUGGACGGGCGGUACUGAGACAUCUUCUUCCUAAAGACUCAGCAUCCCAAGACUGCAAAGACCACGCAGAAUCCGGCUCCCUGAUGCUGUUGUCCAUCCUCACGCUCUGCCUCAAAGCCUGAACUCUGAGAGCAGCAACUUUUCAGGGCAAAGUACAGUUAAGGUCAGUUUGGUCCAAAGAUGCACACGAAGCUUUGUAGAAAAGACCAGUCUUGUGCCGUAAUUUUGUUGUUUGCAUAUUGUUAUUUGCCCUUAAAAAAUUCCACAUUGCUCAAUAAAUCUGGACACAACUCUUUA
Chinchilla lanigera (long-tailed chinchilla) is the source of this 1291-nucleotide messenger RNA. RefSeq lists its product as uncharacterized. The transcript is spliced from 4 exons. Lineage: Eukaryota; Metazoa; Chordata; Mammalia; Rodentia; Chinchillidae. The record is from RefSeq and is a predicted model, not a curated record. Bases 1 to 750 code for a protein of 249 amino acids.